AGACGAACUGGAUUUCCAAGCAGCCGUCGACCAUCUCGUUCACGAAGCGUUUUUGAAAUUAGAUCCGGCCCAAAGACAAUUUUUUCUUUGGCUUUGCUACCUUUUCCUUUUGCCUGCGGCACAACGCAAGUAGAAAAAAGUCAAUUGCCUUGACGAAACUCUCGUCUAUAAAUCAACAUGGACGACAACGCCCAAACAAGAGAACGCAAAACUAUCUCCGCUGGCACAUCAACCCAGAAACUUGAAAUCGAUCCUGCGCGAGAAAAGCAACUAGUCCGCAAACUCGAUCUUUCAAUCAUCCCACCAGUCACAUUACUAUACCUUUUCAGUUUUCUGGAUCGCGUCAACAUAGGCAAUGCUCGUCUCUAUGGACUGGAAGAAGAUUUGAACCUCUCGUCUGACCAAUACCAAACAGCAGUGUCUUUACUGUUUGUGACGUAUUUGCUUUUCGAGGUACCAUCAAACAUUAUUCUGAACCAUUAUUGCCGACCGUCAAGAUGGAUCGCGUUCAUCUCUGUAUGUUGGGGGAUUAUUGCGACUUUGACUGGUAUUGUGCAAUCUUUUGGCGGUCUGGUCGCUUGUCGUUUGCUUCUUGGUCUGUUUGAAUCAGGCCUCUUUCCUGGACUGGCGGUUUACCUCUCAUUCUUCUACACGAAACGAGAGAUCGGAUUACGAAUUGGCUAUCUCUUUGUUAGUGCAGCGCUUGCUGGCGCGUUCGGAGGUCUAUUGGCCUAUGGUAUCGGGCACAUGGACGGCGUCUCUGGACAAUCAGGCUGGCGCUGGAUCCUCAUCAUAGAGGGCAUCCCAACGUUCGUCCUGGGCAUCGCGUGUUGGUGGUGGCUCGCUGAUGGCCCAGAGACCGCCUGGUUCCUCACCGAAGAAGAAAAAAAACUCAUGGAAAUCCGUCGUCUGCAACAAAUCGGUGUGACCGAUGAAUUUGCCUGGCAAGAUGUCCGUGCAGGCCUCAAGGACUGGAAGAUGUGGGCAUUCUGCUGCGCUCUGUUCGGUGCAGAUACCAUGCUCUACGGCUACUCUACCUUCCUGCCCACUAUCAUCAAAAACAUCGACCCCACUUACUCGAGCGCUCUAGUCCAAGUCCUCACAAUCCCAUGCUAUGCCAUUGGCGCCAUAAGCUAUCUCAUCAUGGCACGCAUAUCAGACUGGUCCCAGAAGCGCGGCGUCUACACUGUCAUCUUCGGUCUCAUCUCCAUAAUCGGCUACGCGCUAUUAAUCUCCGACGGCGGUUCUGGCGUCCACUACGCCGGCUGUUUCCUAGUAGCUUUAGGCUUAUACGUCGCCGUCGGCCUCCCCAUCGCUUGGUUGUUGUCCAAUAAUCCACGCUUUGGAAAGCGCACUACAGCGACCGGUUUGCAACUCAUGUUUGGCAAUUGCGCGGGCAUCAUGUCUAGUUUCUUGUAUCCUAAGGAAGAAGGACCGAGGUUUGUGAGGGGGCAUGCUGUUUCUUUGGGAAUGGUGUCUUUUGCGAUGGUGGUUUAUGCAUUCAUGUGGUGGUACUUUGGGUAUGAGAAUAAGAAGAGGAUCAAUGGGGAGAGGAACUCGAGGAUUGAGGACCUGAGCGAGGAAGAGAUUGCUGAUUUGGGUGAUGAGAAUCCAAAGUUCUUGUACUCGAUCUGAGUGGUGUUUGCGGUGGGAUUAUAGAAUGUACGGAUUGAUAGAUGGUUGAUAUAGAUCACAACAUAGACUUUUGCUUAUGCUUGAAGGCGC
This is a messenger RNA of Aureobasidium subglaciale EXF-2481, 1725 nucleotides long. RefSeq lists its product as uncharacterized. The transcript has a single exon. Gene Ontology annotation, molecular function: transmembrane transporter activity. Gene Ontology annotation, cellular component: membrane. NCBI's taxonomy places the organism in Eukaryota, Fungi, Ascomycota, Dothideomycetes, Dothideales, Saccotheciaceae. The record is from RefSeq and is a predicted model, not a curated record. Bases 178 to 1635 code for a protein of 485 amino acids. Gene Ontology annotation, biological process: transmembrane transport.